UGAAUUAAUUUUUUUUUUCUUUUUUUUUUUGCUUGUCAAGAUUUCUGAGGAUUAGUCUAGCCCCCCACUACGCCACUGUAGUGUAUGUCUAACGGAAAAGAGGACCCCAUUGUUAACGUUAUGAACAUGUUGAUAAACGGAAAUUCAACAUCCCUCUAUGAAUAUGAAUUAUGAGCACGUGUUUGUGGGGAAAAUUAAACAAUAUGGGUUUGUAUAUAUUUUGGCUAGGAACAGGGGGACGAGUGUAUAUGCACAUAUAUCUUCGUAUGUAUAGUUGUCGACAUAUUCUAUUCUAUUCUAUAUAUAUAACCAUCCAAUUAUGCAGUUCUCAGUUCGUGGACAUCAAAGUUAUGAUACUUUGUCCAACUCUAAAGAAAGUUCCACGUUAAAGAACAAAGAGCCAGAGACAGGAAUAGCAGAUCAAUUUGGUUACAUCCUGACAGCGCCAAAAGAUUACAGAGCAGAAGCAGUAUUAGCAACAAUCUUCUGUUUCUUUCCGCUAGGAAUAGUAGCCCUAAUUUAUUCCUACAGGGUGAAAUAUCAUUACAAGAAUAACAGACUGAUUGCCGCAUACUCAUCGUCUAAGGUUGCUCAAGUUCUGAGUAUUGUGGCUACCAUCAUUGGUUUGAUUCUUUGGUUUGGUGGAACUAUUUUUUACUUGACACAGAGAUAAUCAACACAUGCUAUAAUGUUCCAAGUUUUGAUAUUGAAAACAAUAUAACUUUCUUUUCUCUAAUUUAUUGAACUUUAUUUCAUUUUCACUUUAUAACUUUUAUAUGAUGCUAGAUGUUUAUAUAUGUGUUCAUGGAAUGAUUUGUGUUUUUGAAGUACAUACAUGUAAAUGAAAAUAUCUAUGUUUAUGACUUGUAUAAUAUAAACUACAUUUUAAAUGAAAACUAUUUUAGUAUGAUUACAUGUUUAUAUGAUAAAAGUAAAUGUGAGGUGGGUUUUUAACUGUGUUUUUUGGUUUUAAAAUAUCCCACCUUUACAUAACUACAUUAACAUUAAAAACAGCCCUCAUGCAAAUAAAUAUAUAUCUACAAAGGUACCGUAUAUCUAUAGACAAGUAUAAUGCUAAAUAAUGGAUUUUCAUUCAGGAAAAAAAGGAAAAGGCAUACCAAAGUAGAUAUUUUGGAUUUAAAAAAGCAUAUAAAUUUAAACUGUUCUUUGCUGAAAGGUUCUGUAUUUAUAAUGAAAA
Molecule: messenger RNA, 1198 nt
Organism: Magallana angulata
Lineage: Eukaryota; Metazoa; Mollusca; Bivalvia; Ostreida; Ostreidae
Product: proline rich transmembrane protein 1B-like
Exons: 3
Coding region: 320-673 (117 amino acids)
Cellular component (GO): membrane
Source: RefSeq, a predicted model, not a curated record